AUGUUAGCGUGGAGAGCAAGACAGACUUAUAGGCUCGUUCAGACUACAAUGAGAAUGUUCUCUGACAAAGAACCUUACGAAGGCUCAAUUCUCAAAAAGAAAGGCAAAGGUGACGAAGAGAUUUACUUCAAUAAAAAAGAAAAAGAACAAUUGAGAAAUUUACUUCAUAAACUAGAAGAUGCUGCAGGAGAACCAGAAGCGGCUGUAGAAAAUGAUAGAGAAAGUAGAGCGAAACUUCUUCAAGUGCUAAGCAAGCAUAAUAUUAGAGCUUCAGAGUCACUCCUUGACGAUAUCCUGAGUUGGAAGAAAGGGUUAGGCUAUUCAAGGCAGGCGCUAGCCAUAUUGGUUAAGAAGUCACCAAAACUCCCAUAUGGGAUGCUCAACCGCUUUUCAACUCUAGCCCAGAGGGUCUAUCUCUAAUAAUGGGUAAUUUCCGAUACCUUCUGUAUCCUUCAUGUGCUGCUGCUUAUGGAUUUCUGUGGUCCUGCUACGGGAGAUUGAAGCAGCUUGAUUCCAUAGAUCAUUGGAGUCUGUCAGAAGCCUGGGCCCCAGUCUCUUGGUAGAGGAAUGUCCACGGAUCCUCAGAUCAUAGAACGUUGUUGAGCACCUCCAUUUACAACCAUAGGAAAGCAGCCAAAACCUACCCCAUAAAUAUCUCACUUGAUUCUUGGCUCAGAGUCCGUCCCAGUUUGCCGUUGCCAUAAAAUGCUCCAAGAGGGCAGAUUAUUCGCCAUUUUAAUGUAUAUUUGAAAGAAAGGGACUUAUUAA
Molecule: messenger RNA, 768 nt
Organism: Blepharisma stoltei
Lineage: Eukaryota; Ciliophora; Heterotrichea; Heterotrichida; Blepharismidae
Source: the annotation of a GenBank genome assembly